ACCAUAAUAAUUAUAAUUAUUUGCCACUCCUUCAUCAUCACCUUGGUGCCCCAUUUCCUCAAUCACAAACUUCUUUUCCUCUUUACAGCUUCUAAUUUCAAAACAAUCAGAGUACCAAUUUGUUAACCCACCAGAGAAACAAUCAUUUUGUUGGUAUCCCGAUAUCUCUUUCGCUUCUUUUGAAAUCUUCACUCUUCAAUAUCUUUUUUACCUGCUGGCCCUUUCUUAUGAUGAACCACUUGGGUUCAUAACGUUAAGUACUUUGUUCUGUUUCUUGGAAAUAUAUUACAAGUAUUUUUGGGUAACUUUCUUGGUUCUGAAAUUAUGGACCUCCAUUGUUUCUGGGUUGGCUUCUUUCUGUUUUCUGGCUUUUGGGCAGUUGCUUUCUGUGAUCAAGAUGGUUUCUUGAGCUUAACUUGUGGUGGAACUACCAAUUACACCGAUUCAUCCAGUAUCUCAUGGAUUCCAGACAGUGCAUACAUAAGCAUAGGCAACACCACCACCGUUGUCUACAUUGAUGGAACCUCCUCAUCUGGCGCCCCGGUUCGAUACUUCCCAGUUUCCCAAGAUCGCAAAUGUUAUGGACUACCAGUAACCAAUGUGUCAUCUUUGGUUCUUUUUAGAGCUCAAUUUGUGUACAAAAACUAUGACGGCCUUGGGAAACCCCCAUCAUUCUCUGUGUCUCUUGGGACAGCCAUUGUUAGCACCAUAGACCUCAGAAAAAACGAUCCAUGGACAGAAGAAUUUUUAUGGCCAACUGGUAAGGACACAGUCUCCUUCUGUUUGCAUGCUAUUGCAGAUAGAGGGACUCCUGUAAUUUCUACAAUUGAAGUUAGGCCACUUCCUCAAGGAGCUUACACAAGUGGCAUGGAAGAUUUCCCAAAUAAGUCACUUAGGAAAAGCUACCGAAUAAAUUGUGGUUACACAAAUGGAUCCUUGAGGUACCCUUUGGACCCGUAUGAUCGUAUUUGGGAUGUUGAUCAAAGCUUUGCACCAUUUCAUGUGUCAGCUGGGUUUAAGACUCAGCUUAGCUUCAAUUUCUCUGCUUUAAAGGAGGCUCCCCCUGCUGCUAUUCUUCAAACUGCUAGAGUUUUGGCACGAAGGGAUGUGUUGACAUAUAACUUUCCUCUUGAUACCUUGGCAGACUACUACAUUGUCCUCUACUUUGCCGGUAUUCUUCCUGUGUUUCCUUCAUUCGACGUCUUAAUUAACGGUGAUGUUGUUCAAUCAAACUAUACUGUGAGAAGCUCACAAGUUGGAACACUAUAUUUUACACUGAGAGGAACGAAGAGCCUGAACAUCACGUUGAAGAGCACCAGCUUCUAUCCUCAAGUCAACGCAAUCGAGGUGUAUGAAAUUCUUGAUAUUCCAGAGGAAGCCUCCUCCACCACAGUUUCAGCUCUUCAGGUUAUUCAACAAUCUACUGGUCUAGAUCUGGGAUGGCAAGAUGACCCUUGCUCUCCUGUUUCAUGGGAUCAAAUUGGAUGUGAAGGGAACAUAGUUACAUCAUUGGAGCUUCCAGACAUCUAUUUGAGGUCAGUUAGUGCAGCCAUCGGCGACUUGCUGGAUCUUAAAACACUGGAUUUGCAUAACACAUCGCUUGCUGGUGAGAUACAGAAUUUGGGUAGCUUGACACGUCUUGAGAAAUUGAAUCUGAGUUUCAAUCGGUUAACAUCCUUUGGUACUGAUUUGGAGAACUUGGUUAGCCUUCAAAUUCUGGACUUGCAAAAUAAUACAUUACAGGGAAUUGUUCCAGAGAGCUUAGGAGAGUUAGAAGACCUCCACUUAUUGAACCUGGAAAAUAACAAACUACAAGGCGCUCUUCCGCUGUCCUUGAACAGAGAAAGUUUGGAAAUCCGAGCAUCAGGAAAUUUGUGCCUCUCUUUCUCAACAUUGAGAUGCAAUGAUUUUUCAGCCAACUCUUCAAUUGAGAUACCACAAGUUACUAUCUUCACCGGAAAGAAACACACUGGACACAAUCAGUUAGCAAUUAUACUUGGUGCAAUUGGAGGAGCUUUACUUGCACUUGUGAUAUUUUUCUCUGUUUUAGUAUUCUUGUACAUGAGGAAAAAGAGAACUGAAAUCACAUCCACAGAAAGGGCAGUGUCAGAUAUGCGUAACUGGAAUGCAGCAAGAGUUUUUACCCACAAAGAAAUCAAAGCAGCCACCAACAAUUUCAAGGAGGUCAUAGGCCGUGGUAGUUUUGGUUCUGUUUACUUUGGAAGGCUUUCAGAUGGAAAAAUGGUGGCUGUGAAAGUGCGGUUUGAUAGAAGCCAACUUGGGGCUGAUUCUUUUAUCAAUGAGGUGAAUCUAUUGUCUCGAAUUCGGCAUCAAAAUCUUGUGUGCUUGGAAGGGUUCUGUCAUGAAGCAAAGCAGCAAAUACUUGUUUAUGAGUAUCUUCCUGGUGGAUCAUUGGCUGACCACCUUUAUGGUCCAAACAGUAAAAAAGUUUCACUGAGCUGGGUUCGCAGACUGAAAAUUGCUGUUGAUGCUGCAAAAGGAUUGGACUAUCUGCACAAUGGGAACGAACCUCGAAUCAUACAUCGAGAUGUGAAAUGCAGUAACAUCCUUUUAGACAAGGAAAUGAAUGCUAAGGUUUGUGAUUUUGGCCUGUCCAAGCAAGUAAUGCAGGCAGACGCAACUCAUGUGACCACUGUUGUCAAGGGCACCGCCGGCUAUCUUGAUCCCGAAUAUUACUCAACCCAACAGCUUACUGAAAAAAGCGACGUCUAUAGCUUCGGAGUUGUUCUUCUGGAGCUCAUUUGUGGGAGAGAGCCAUUGAGCCACUCUGGAACUCCAGACUCCUUUAAUUUGGUGUUAUGGGCCAAGCCUUACUUACAGGCAGGUGCAUAUGAGAUAGUGGAUGAGAGCCUAGAGGAGAGAUUUGAUGUCCAAAGCAUGAGAAAGGCAGCCUUAGUUGCUAUAAGGUCUGUAGAGAGAGAUGCAUCACAGAGGCCAACCAUAGCAGAGGUGUUGGCUGAGCUCAAAGAAGCUUACAGCAUUCAACUAUCGUAUCUCGCAUCACAUGAAAUGUGAACUCGAAUUUUACUUCUACAGGUAAAGGAACAAUGCUGUUGAUGCAGCCACAAGAUAAGGGAAGACUGUCCAAAUGCCCUGGAUGAUUUUCAAGUCAGAUAUGUAGUUACAAUAGUGAUAAUUUGAUAAAUGAAAUGAAUAAUUUGAUAUAUGAAAUGAAGAGUUGCAUACCACUGCUGUUGCAACAGUAGCAAGGGCAAAGACAGGGCGCUCCCUCAAGAAGAAUCCUAUCAACAACUGAGGUCAGAAAGCAAAGAGAAUAAGUUGAGUUAGUAGUUGAACUAGAAGGUUGUAUAUCAAUUUCUUGUCUUCCUAUAAAGCCAACUUUAGUCAUUGCCAAGAAAGCAAAGUUCCAUACUAAAGAAUCAAAUAGGCCCUAAAUACAGAAUCUUGAAAACGCUGUUGAUUAUUGUAUAGGUUUCUCCAGCAUAUUUUCAUACAUAAACCCUUCAAAAAGGGCGAAAAUUUGUAACUUGCAAAUUUUAACUCAUUUCUAAGUAUUGCAAGUUCAGUAAUGGAUUACACCCAGACUCGCCGCACGACAUAUCUUCUCCCUAGUUUUCAGAGAAUGCUAGAGUUUCACAACUAGCUAUGCAUGCAUACAGGGCAGCAGAAUCUCUAACAGAGCUGAACUGACCUGGAUGGGAAGGG
Molecule: messenger RNA, 3687 nt
Organism: Prunus dulcis (almond)
Lineage: Eukaryota; Viridiplantae; Streptophyta; Magnoliopsida; Rosales; Rosaceae
Product: probable LRR receptor-like serine/threonine-protein kinase At5g48740
Exons: 17
Coding region: 325-3036 (903 amino acids)
Biological process (GO): protein phosphorylation
Molecular function (GO): protein kinase activity; protein binding; ATP binding
Source: RefSeq, a predicted model, not a curated record